Molecule: messenger RNA, 3825 nt
Organism: Cricetulus griseus (Chinese hamster)
Lineage: Eukaryota; Metazoa; Chordata; Mammalia; Rodentia; Cricetidae
Source: RefSeq, a predicted model, not a curated record
AGUGACUAAUAAGUACCAGUGCCAAGGUAAAACUACUACCUGUUCAACAAUCAAAGACUGCCAUCUCCGGAAACUAGAUUAGUAACUUCUGAACACCUCUCUAAGAAAAAUCCAACACCUCUGCAACCCUAACCUCUCCAAUUUCACUUCACAAAACACAUGGCCAUGUAAUCUAUGAAUGUUGCUUCUCCUGUCACUCCCUGACACAGAAACACCUCUGCAAUAAUCUACUUCCUGAAAACCCAUGCUCCCUUCCUCACAUUCUUAACAGCGUACAACUCCUGCUACACAAUCUCCCCCACCUACCUACCUUUUAGAAAAUGCCUUCUCCUACUCAUGUAAUACUACUACCUUCACUUCUGAAGCAUUGUAUCCCUUUUAGACACACUGCUAGAAAUCCCUGAUCACCCCCCUUCAAGAAUCCUCUAAACAUCAUUCUGUGGAUAUAAGUCAACUCUCAAAAUUUACAAUUCCUCUAUCCUCUGGGUGCCCCUCAUAUUUUUAUGUUUCCCACCCCAAGAAACAUUUACCAUCCUGGACACAUGUCUUCCAGAAUGCCCCCCCACACAGCCCAUAAACCCUACUUCUGGAAAGAACCUCCUCCUCAAUCCUUCAGCUCACAUAUUUUGUAGCACCCAGUGAUUCUUAAGUCCCUCAUUCCUAGCAUUCCUUCCACUAUGGUAACUGUACACAUUGCCAUGGUAUUCCAAAACUGGGAGGAGGGGCCCAAGAGGAUUUCUAGGAAGUUUAACAGUUGCUAUGAGAAAAAGAAACAUUUUCUCUAGUGGAGUAUAUCCUGAACCUGAAAAGGAUUUUGGAAGGAAAAAUCUGGAGAGGUGAUAGACAAAAGAAGUGUGUGCUAUCCCAGAUUCCAAAUUAGAAUGAAGACUCCUUGUUAAACUAGCAGUAACCUUGGUACUGGUAGUCUUCUCUGACAACCACCUGGCACCAUGGGGAAACGUGAUAACCGAGUAGCAUAUAUGAAUCCUAUAGCAAUGGCUAGAUGGAGGGGUGCAAGUCAAUCCGCAGGCCCAACUAUACAAGAUUAUCUGAAUCGACCAAGGCCCACCUGGGAAGAAGUAAAGAAACAAUUAGAAAAUAAAAAGAAAGGAUCUAAGGCAUUGGCUGAAUUUGAAGAAAAAAUGAAUGAAAAUUGGAAGAAAGAGCUUGAGAAAAGCAGAGAGAAAAUAUUAGGUGGAAAUGUCAAUUCAUCCAAAAGAAAAGAGAGAAAGAAAAAGAAAAAGAAGAAAUCUUGUCGGUACACAUCCUCUUCAUCAAGCUCUGAUUCAUCCAGCAGUUCUUCAGAUUCUGAGGAUGAGCGCAAGAAACAAGGAAAAAGGAGAAAGAAAAAGAAGAACCGAGCACACAAGUCGUCAGAUAGCUCCAGCUGUGAAUCAGAAUUGCCAAGCAAGGAGCUUCCUCCAAAGAAGAAAAAGGCAAAGGAUGAAACAGAUAAAGAAAAAUAUACCAAAAGCUACAGCAAGAAAAGAAAGAAAGCUUCUGAGGAAAAGCCAUCCUCUUCAGAAUCCUCAUUUGAAUCAGAUUAUGAAGAAGAGGUGCAGGCAAAAAAGAAAAGAAAAUAUGAUGAUCAAGAAAGAGAAAUGGAAAAGCUAAAAAAGAAAAAAAAGAAGAAACAUCACAAGAAACACAGUAAGAAGAAAAAGAAGAAAUCCAGUUCAAGUCACAAGUCAGCAUAACAGAAAAACCAAACAGGCUUUCCACAUUUAAAAUGAAACAAAAUCUAAAGGAAACUUCAACUGUGAAAAGCUAGGUCACAUUUACCAAAAUGCAUGAGAUUCCCUUUAUUAAUAGAGUUAUUCUGGACUUUAAGUUGCCAGUAAAAUGCCACUGUGCCAGAAAAGGCUGUAUUUGUUGCCUGCAGCUUAUAUAUGUGAAAUUUUGUUUGUUUAAUGUCUGUCUUUAUGCCUAAUAGUUACUCCUCUUGGAACCAAACCUCAGUUGUCAUACUAGUGUUAAAAUGUUUGGAGUUCAAGUAAAAUGUUUUAGGCAAUGAAUAAUUUUGACCAAAAAUAUAUCAAAUGUUAAAUGUAUGUGAUUUUUAGACAUCUUUAAAAGACAGAAUCAUGCUGACAAUUAUGGUUGAUAUUUUGAAGAUAAGACAGCAUUGUUGUUCAAAAAUUAAUUUUGUAGAAUAAUUUGUUGAUGUUACAUUUUUUCAAGAAUUUUUUGUUUACAUUGGGGAAGGGCGCAAGUCAGGGAGUGGGAGGGGGAAGUGUUUGCUACUCUGGCUAGCUGAAUAGUGUGCCUUUAAUCCUUACACAUCUUAUUUUGCCAGUGCAGCAGCCAUUUAUUUUUUACAUGCUGAAAUUGUAGAAUGUUGUUAUGUAUUUGAUCAAGAGAACAAGAAAGCAGUUUACAGCAUAAAAGCCCCCAAAGCUAUGACAUUUACCUCCACUUCAGUACUAUUCACUCUCCAGGACUAAAUGCUAUUUUACAUUAGAAGACUACAUGAUUUGAAUUAACUGUUAUUUUUUGAAGGAGAAUCAUUUAAAACUGUCCCUGGUUUUGAUUAUUUGCUUUUUAUGAAUAAACAUUAGGAUUUUUGUGUACCUUAUCCUGCCAUUUUAAUUAAUCAGUGAUAUUCUUUAUGACAAGCAUAAUACUUUUAAAAAGAAUUUAUGGUUAAGAUAUAAAGUUCAAGUUUUUCAUAUGUUAAACUUUGGGUGUUAUUUUCAUCUCAUUACUGUGUUUAAAUUGUACAUUUCCCCAAAAUAUUUAGCAUGUAAAAAGAAGGUCUUUAGGAAAUUGCAAUGCCUUCAUAUUGAAGCUGGUUUACUAAAAUCAUGUUUUGUCUGACUUUUAGUAUGCUGUGUGUCUUGUUACAUAAACUACUGCCUAAAUAUUAGUAUGUCCAUUAAAUGUUUCUUGUCUUAAAUAUUAGCACUGCAGUAUAAUGGAAGUUAAGUUUAGGUAAUGAUUAUAUAAUUUAUCUUUUUGUGUCCAUAUAUUACUAAGAUCCGGUGCCUUGUGUCUGUUGCUGAUUGAAAUUCACCACUAAUGUUAAAAAUGAGUUAAAAUAUUUUUACUUCACAUUUCUAUAUCAUAGUAGUAUAAAAUAUAAGUUUAUGUUUCAAAAACAUCUAUUAUAGAAGAUACAAUAAUAUUGUCAUGGUAUAAAGUAUUUUGUCAUGAUGAGAGAGGCUCAGUGUUUCUUUCAAACAAAUGAUUUAACCUCAGAUUCUCUGAGUCAAAAGCAAAGUUAGAGGAAACCUCUAGUAGAUAAGUGACUUGUCAUCUCUGCAGAAUGUUUCAGUGGCAACAUUGGACUCUCUCAAUGUGGUUCUUUCAGUAUUCUAGUAAUGUCAUGCCAGAUCACCUUGGGAUUUCAUAACUACAACUGUUUCUUCAAAUAUAUCUAUAUGUAUAUUGCUGAUAAAAUUAUUGUAUUUAAUGGGUAUUUUAUAGCCAUAUAGUGUUUUUUCAACAAUAUUCAUUAAGUGUUUUUAAAACUUAUAUUGUUUGUAGAAUAUGGCAAAACACAAUUCAUCCAAUAGCUCUGUGCUCCCAUUCCUUCCCAGCUCUUUGUAGUUAGGUGGUCCAAUUUGACUACUUAGACCAGAGGAACUGAAAACAGAAGUGAUGUGUCAUUUCCACCUGUGAGCAGAAACAAUUCCUGCAUGACACUUCAACUGUCUCUUUACAUUCCACCAUAACUGGAAUGAGAAGGCACGCCUCUAAGAAUGAUGCAAGCUGUAUCUUUAUGUCACACUUUACAAGGAGUUUGACCUGGAAAACUCAUGAACUUGCAGUGGACUGAGAGUAAUGAGAGUAAUAAAUAAAUUAUUAUGUGUUCAGCCACUUAGA